AUGCCAUUGACAAUCCACCACCUUGGCCGCUCGCAAUCAGAGCGCAUCAUCUGGCUCGCCGAAGAACUAGACAUCAAGUAUGACUUUGUCUUCCACAAGCGCGACCCUAUCCUCGCCCCUCAAUCACUGAGAAACCUGCAUCCCUCUGGUACCGCACCAGUGAUCGAAGAUGACAACUCCCCCUUUACGGACAAGAAGGUCGUCCUUGCUGAAUCCGGAGCUAUCAUCGACUACAUUAUUGCCGCCUAUGGAGAGGGUCGUCUUGCGCGCACACCAAAGGACGGCGAGGAGUACAUCCAAUUCCUGGAAUGGUACCACUGGGCGAAUGCCUCUCUACAGCCAACCUUGUUCCGUGUGAUGAUGGCCCAGCGCUUAACCGACGACCCAGAAUCAGGGCACGUCAAAUUGAGCAAUGCGAAGCUAGAGGGUGCGCUCUCAAUGGUUGAGGCGAGACUCGGUGAAACCGGAGCCUACCUGGUUGGGAAUGACGUCACUGCAGCGGAUAUCAUGGCGAUCUGUACACUCACCACCAUGAGAGGAUUCUGCAACAUUGAAUUCGAUGAGCAGAAGCAUAAGAACAUUUUAGCCUAUCUCAAGCGGGUUGGUGACCGGCCUGCUUAUCGAAAGGCCAUGAAGAUCUGUGAGGGCGAGGAUUUCGUGCCUAUUCUUGGUGCAAAGCCCGCGCAGUUUGUAUUCCCUUACUGA
This is a messenger RNA of Penicillium coprophilum, 705 nucleotides long. RefSeq names its product glutathione S-transferase family protein. The record is from RefSeq and is a predicted model, not a curated record. The transcript has a single exon. Bases 1 to 705 code for a protein of 234 amino acids. NCBI's taxonomy places the organism in Eukaryota, Fungi, Ascomycota, Eurotiomycetes, Eurotiales, Aspergillaceae.